AUGUCGCAGCCGCCGCUGCUCCCCGCCUCGGCGGAGACUCGGAAGUUCACCCGGGCGCUGAGCAAGCCCGGCACGGCGGCCGAGCUGCGGCAGAGCGUGUCGGAGGUGGUGCGGGGCUCCGUGCUCUUGGCAAAACCAAAGCUAAUUGAGCCACUUGACUAUGAAAAUGUUAUUGUCCAGAAGAAGACUCAAAUCUUGAAUGAUGGUUUACGUGAGAUGCUGCUUUUUCCUUAUGAUGACUUCCAGACAGCAAUAUUGAGGCGACAGGGUCGAUACGUGUGUUCAACAGUUCCUACAAAUGCAGAGAAAGAGGCCCAGAGCUUGUUUGUUACAGAGUGCAUCAAAACCUACAACUCUGACUGGCACGUUGUGAACUAUAAAUAUGAAGACUACUCUGGAGAGUUCCGACAGCUUCCAAACAAAGUGGCAAAAUUGGAUAAACUUCCUGUCCAUGUUUAUGAAGUGGAUGAAGAGGCUGACAAAGAUGAGGAUGCUGCAUCCCUUGGAUCUCAGAAAGGUGGCAUAACCAAGCAUGGAUGGCUAUACAAAGGCAAUAUGAACAGUGCCAUAAGUGUGACCAUGAGGUCAUUUAAGAGACGAUUUUUCCAUUUGAUUCAACUUGGUGAUGGAUCCUAUAAUUUGAAUUUCUACAAAGAUGAAAAAAUUUCCAAGGAGCCAAAAGGAUCGAUAUUUUUGGAUUCUUGUAUGGGUGUAGUUCAGAACAACAAAGUCCGGCGCUUUGCUUUCGAGCUCAAGAUGCAGGAUAAGAGUAGUUAUCUUUUGGCAGCAGAUAGUGAGUUGGAAAUGGAAGAGUGGAUUACAACACUCAAUAAAAUUCUGCAACUCAAUUUUGAAGCGGCGAUGCAAGAAAAACGUAACGGAGAAGCUCAUGAGGAUGACGAACAAAGCAAAUCGGAAAGCUCUUCCUCCGGUUUAGAUAGUUACCUGCCUGAACUUGCCAAGAGUACCCGAGAAGCAGAGAUCAAAUUAAAAAGUGAAAGCAGAGUUAAACUCUUUGUCUUGGAUCCAGAUGCGCAGAAGCUUGACUUUACGGGACUGGAACCAGAAGUGAAGCCAUUUGAAGAGAAGUUUGGGAAAAGAAUUCUCAUCAAAUGCAAUGAUUUGUCUUUUAAUUUGCAAUGCUGUGUUGCUGAGAAUGAGGAAGGACCCACAACAAAUGUAGAGCCUUUCUUUGUGACCCUCUCACUGUUUGACAUAAAGCAUAAUAGAAAGAUUUCUGCUGAUUUUCACGUGGAUUUGAACCACUUCUCAGUGAGGCAAAUGCUUCCUGGUCCACCCCAGCACAUGGUAAAUGGCAGCGGAGAUAGUUUACAGAGGAUUCAAAAUUUCUUUCAUGAAGCCAUGUUGCAGUAUCCAAAGCAGGGAAUAUUCUCAGUCACGUGUCCCCAUCCUGAUAUAUUUCUUGUGGCUAGAAUUGAAAAAGUUCUUCAGGGAAGCAUCACGCAUUGUGCUGAGCCAUACAUGAAAAGUUCAGACUCAUCUAAGGUUGCCCAGAAGGUGCUGAAAAAUGCUAAGCAGGCAUGCCAAAGACUAGGACAAUACAGGAUGCCAUUUGCUUGGGCAGCAAGAACGUUGUUCAAAGAUUCCUCUGGAAACCUUGACAAAAAUGCUAGAUUUUCUGCACUCUACAGACAAGACAGCAAUAAACUAUCAAAUGAAGACAUGCUUAAAUUACUAGCAGAUUUUCGGAACCCGGCGCAGUAUACCUUUCCAAUAAGCAUCCAGUGCAUCUAUGGAAGACCUGGUGGGCCAGUAUUUACGCGAAGCUCUUCUGCUGCUGUUUUACAUCAUCACCAAAACCCAGAACUUUAUGACGAGAUUAAAAUAGAACUGCCCACACAGCUCCAUGAAAAACACCAUUUGUUGUUCACGUUUUACCAUGUCAGCUGUGAUAAUUCCAGUAAAGGAAGCACGAAAAAGAAAGAUGUUGUUGAAACACAAGUUGGAUAUUCUUGGCUUCCACUCCUGAAAGACGGAAGGGUGGUAACCAGUGAGCAGCACAUUCCUGUAUCGGCUAAUCUUCCCUCUGGCUACCUUGGCUACCAAGAGCUUGGAAUGGGCAAGCAUCAUGGGCCAGAAAUUAAAUGGGUAGAUGGAGGCAAGCCGCUGUUGAGAGUUUCAACGCAUCUAGUUUCUACUGUGUAUACUCAGGAUCAGCACUUACAUAAUUUUUUCCAGUACUGCCAGAAAACAGAAUCUGGAGCUCAGGCCUUAGGGAAUGAUCUUGUAAAAUAUCUUAAGAGUCUUCAUGCAAUGGAGGGUCAUGUCAUGAUAGCUUUCUUGCCCACCAUCCUCAAUCAGCUCUUCCGAGUUCUCACCAGAACUACCCAAGAGGAAGUAGCAGUCAAUGUGACAAGAGUCAUUAUCCAUGUGGUUGCCCAGUGCCAUGAAGAAGGAUUGGAUAGCCACUUGAGGUCCUAUGUAAAGUAUGCUUAUAAAGCUGAGCCAUAUGUUGCUUCAGAAUAUAAGACUGUGCAUGAAGAACUGGCCAAAUCCAUGACCACAAUCCUGAAACCGUCUGCUGACUUCCUUACCAGCAAUAAACUUCUCAAGUAUUCGUGGUUUUUCUUUGAAGUUUUGAUAAAAUCCAUGGCUCAGCACCUGAUAGAAAACUCGAAAGUCAAGUUGUUGCGAAACCAGAGAUUUCCUGCUUCCUAUCAUCAUGUGGUUGAAACAGUUGUUAAUAUGCUGAUGCCACACAUCACUCAGAAAUUCAAAGACAAUCCAGAGGCCUCCAAAAAUGCCAACCACAGCCUUGCAGUUUUUAUUAAGAGAUGUUUCACCUUUAUGGACAGAGGCUUUGUUUUCAAACAGAUCAACAACUAUAUCAGCUGUUUUGCACCUGGAGAUCCAAAGACCCUUUUUGAAUUCAAGUUUGAAUUUCUCCGUGUAGUGUGCAAUCAUGAACACUAUAUCCCUUUGAAUUUGCCAAUGCCAUUUGGAAAAGGCAGGAUUCAGAGAUAUCAAGAUCUUCAGCUUGACUAUUCAUUAACAGAUGAGUUCUGCAAGUACCAUUUCCUAGUGGGCCUACUGCUAAGGGAGGUGGGAAAUGCCCUACAAGAAUUUAGGGAUGUCCGGCAGAUUGCAAUUAGUGUGCUGAAGAAUCUGUUGAUAAAGCAUUCUUUUGAUGACAGAUAUGCUUCAAGGAGCCACCAAGCAAGGAUCGCUACUUUAUAUCUACCUCUGUUUGGCCUGCUAAUAGAAAAUGUCCAGCGAAUCAAUGUGAAAGAUGUAUCGCCCUUCCCGGUCAACCCCAGCACCAAUGCAAAGGAUGAAUCACUAAAUAUGCCAACUACAAAUCCAUUAGUAACCCCACAGAAAUCAGGAAACACACUGGAUAACAACCUACAUAAAGACCUCUUCGGCGUUAUCUCUGGCAUUGCAUCACCCUAUACCACAUCAACACCAAAUAUCAAUAGUGUGCGAAAUGCUGAUUCAAGAGGCUCGCUCAUCAGCACCGAUUCGUUGAACAGUCUUCCAGAAAGGAACGUCGAGAAGACCAAUUCUCUCGACAAGCAUCAACAGAGUGGUACUUUAGGAAGCUCAGUAGUCCGCUGUGACAAACUUGACCAGUCAGAGAUUAAGAGUCUACUCAUGUGCUUCCUAUACAUCUUAAAGAGCAUGUCUGAUGAUGCUUUAUUUACAUAUUGGAACAAGGCUUCAACAUCUGAACUUAUGGACUUUUUCACAAUAUCAGAAGUGUGCUUACAUCAGUUCCAGUACAUGGGAAAGCGAUAUAUAGCAAGAACAGGAAUGAUGCAUGCCAGAUUGCAGCAGCUGAGCAGCCUGGAUAACUCUCUCACAUUUAACCACAGCUACGGCCACUCUGAUGCUGAUGUCCUUCACCAGUCGUUACUAGAAGCAAACAUUGCCACUGAAGUUUGCCUCACUGCUCUGGACACUUUAUCGUUGUUCACGUUGGCCUUUAAGAACCAACUGCUGGCUGAUCAUGGACAUAAUCCACUGAUGAAAAAGGUUUUUGAUGUUUACCUGUGUUUUCUUCAAAAACACCAAUCUGAGACAGCUUUGAAAAAUGUCUUCACUGCCUUAAGGUCAUUAAUUUACAAGUUUCCCUCUACGUUUUAUGAAGGAAGGGCAGACAUGUGUGCUGCGUUGUGCUAUGAGAUCCUUAAGUACUGUAAUUCCAAGUUGAGCUCCAUUCGUACUGAUGCUUCCCAGCUGCUGUAUUUCCUAAUGAGGAAUAAUUUUGACUACACAGGAAAAAAGUCCUUUGUGAGGACACAUCUGCAAGUUAUCAUUUCUGUAAGCCAACUGAUAGCAGAUGUUGUCGGAAUUGGAGGAACCAGGUUCCAGCAGUCCCUUUCCAUCAUCAAUAACUGUGCCAACAGUGACAGGCUUAUUAAGCACACUAGCUUCUCAUCUGAUGUAAAGGAUUUGACCAAACGGAUUCGCACAGUCUUAAUGGCCACAGCUCAAAUGAAGGAGCAUGAAAAUGAUCCUGAGAUGCUAGUGGACCUCCAAUACAGUUUGGCCAAGUCCUAUGCAAGCACUCCGGAACUCAGAAAGACAUGGCUGGACAGCAUGGCAAGAAUCCAUGUCAAAAAUGGGGAUCUCUCUGAGGCAGCUAUGUGCUAUGUCCACGUGACAGCUUUGGUGGCUGAAUAUCUUACAAGGAAAGAAGCAGAUUUAACAUCCCGAUGGGAGCUAUCCAACCUCCCCUACAGCCACAGCACCUUGCAGAGGAGCGGUCGGGGAGGCAUGUUUAGGCAAGGGUGCACAGCCUUCAGGGUAAUUACCCCCAAUAUAGAUGAAGAAGCCUCAAUGAUGGAAGAUGUUGGGAUGCAGGAUGUCCAUUUUAAUGAGGACGUGUUGAUGGAAUUGCUAGAACAGUGUGCAGAUGGACUCUGGAAGGCCGAACGCUAUGAGCUGAUUGCUGACAUCUAUAAACUCAUAAUUCCCAUUUAUGAAAAACGCAGAGAUUUUGAGAGACUAGCUCAUCUAUAUGACACUCUCCAUCGAGCAUACAGCAAAGUCACGGAAGUUAUGCAUACAGGCAAGAGACUUCUGGGGACUUAUUUCAGAGUGGCAUUCUUUGGACAGGGAUUCUUUGAAGAUGAAGAUGGAAAGGAGUACAUUUACAAAGAACCUAAACUGACACCUUUAUCAGAAAUCUCUCAGAGACUACUAAAGCUUUACUCAGACAAAUUUGGUUCUGAAAAUGUCAAAAUGAUCCAAGAUUCUGGCAAGGUCAACCCUAAGGAUUUGGAUUCAAAGUAUGCCUAUAUCCAAGUGACACAUGUAAUCCCAUUCUUUGAUGAAAAGGAAUUGCAAGAAAGGAAAACUGAUUUUGAAAGAACUCAUAAUAUCCGCCGUUUCAUGUUUGAAAUGCCCUUUACUCAGAGUGGUAAGCGACAGGGUGGAGUUGAAGAACAAUGUAAACGACGUACAAUAUUGACAGCAAUCCACUGUUUCCCUUAUGUGAAGAAGCGCAUUCCUGUGAUGUACCAGCAUCAUACGGAUCUGAAUCCCAUUGAAGUGGCCAUUGAUGAGAUGAGUAAGAAGGUGGCUGAGCUCAGGCAGUUGUGUGCCUCCACCGAAGUAGACAUGAUCAAACUUCAGUUAAAGCUACAGGGCAGUGUCAGCGUUCAGGUUAAUGCUGGCCCUCUCGCAUAUGCCCGAGCUUUCUUAGAUGACUCAAGUACCAAAAGAUAUGCUGACAAUAAAGUAAAGCUCUUGAAGGAAGUUUUCAGGCAAUUUGUUGAAGCUUGUGGUCAAGCUCUAGCAGUAAACGAACGUCUUAUUAAGGAAGACCAAAUAGAAUAUCAGGAAGAAAUGAAGGCUAACUAUCGGGAAAUGGCAAAAGAGCUUUCGGAAAUCAUGCACGAACAGAUUUGUCCCAUGGAAGAGAAGGCAAACGUCUUACCUAAUUCACUUCACAUUUUCAACGCCAUCAGUGGGACGCCAACAAGCACAACUGUUCAUGGGAUGCCUAGUUCGUCUUCACUUGCAUGAUUGUUCCUCAUCAGACAUCAGGUUUUGUUUUGUCAUUUACAGACUCAGGAGGACUUCAGAUCAAGAACACAGACAAGACAAUGAGCAUGAGAAAAGUGGGAAAUAAACUGUUGUUUCAUAGUUAACUUGCUAUAGAAGUAAUAAAGGGAUGCACAUUUUUUUUUUCAAUUCCACUGGCACUACAUACGUUGUUGUUAUGUCAUUAUGUCUCAGCAGAGGUGUGUGUUGGAAACUCUGCAGCUAGAGCAAAUAUUCCUUAUUCCUUAUGCAGUAGUAUUAAAAUAAAUGGCACAUUUAAAGAAGUGUUGGUGAAUGUAUAUAGCAGUGAGAAUAACACUGUUUAGGGUUGGGUUGGCCUUAUGCUUCCGGGCUAGGCUUGUGAAUGUUGAAAAUAUUUAGGUAUUAUCUAUUUUUCUCCCAUGGCACAUUCAGCUUGAGUACAAGGAUAAGAACUAUUUUUGUGCCUAAAUAGACAUUAGUUUUUGAUGAUCUAAGGGAACUGAUAAUUAUAGUUUUUGUACCAGUGAACAAGAAAGAAAAAGUCCUAUUUUAUACUUACUGGUAUUUACAAAGUAUGUGAGCUUAAAACUGGUCAUGCUGUUUAGAACCAAAUGUCUGUAUUAAUAAAUACAGUUAUGCUACAAUUUGAAAAGCAGUACAAAAAUUGACAUGUACAUAGAGUUUGUUAAUACAGAAUCGACAUUCUGUAUAUACAUGAAUGGCAUUUCUAUACUUUUUUUUAAUACUCAUACCAGCUUCUGCAUUAAGUUUAAUUGUAACUGAUUUGUGGUAUUCUUCGUAUAGGCUCUAUAUUUGACUUGACAGUUUUAUUCUUGUACAUAAAUAAGUGCAAUAUGAAGAUGUAUACAGUCUUUGCUCUGUUAGGUUUAUACACUGUUUAAAAAAAUUCACCUUUUUGCCAAAAUGAUGGUUUAGGAAUUGGUAAUCAUAAAUCCUGUGGUCAAUGGUGGCAUAAUUUAAAGCUUUUACCAUAUUGUUGUUCUUUUAAGACCUUAAUUUAGUAAUUUUAUAUUUGGGAGAAUAAAGGUUUUUAAUUUUAUUUAACUGGAAUCACUGCCCUGCUGUAAUUAAACAUUCUGUACCACAUCUGUAUUAAAAACAAACAAACAAAAAAUAUUGCUGAUUUCUCUG
Messenger RNA from Vombatus ursinus (common wombat), 7146 nucleotides. It is a transcript of the gene DOCK9, whose product is annotated as dedicator of cytokinesis 9. Bases 1 to 5994 code for a protein of 1997 amino acids. Gene Ontology annotation, biological process: positive regulation of GTPase activity; small GTPase-mediated signal transduction. Gene Ontology annotation, molecular function: guanyl-nucleotide exchange factor activity. The record is from RefSeq and is a predicted model, not a curated record. The transcript is spliced from 52 exons. Lineage: Eukaryota; Metazoa; Chordata; Mammalia; Diprotodontia; Vombatidae.